This is a messenger RNA of Amphimedon queenslandica, 1269 nucleotides long. RefSeq lists its product as uncharacterized. Gene Ontology annotation, biological process: DNA integration. The record is from RefSeq and is a predicted model, not a curated record. The transcript has a single exon. Gene Ontology annotation, molecular function: nucleic acid binding. Lineage: Eukaryota; Metazoa; Porifera; Demospongiae; Haplosclerida; Niphatidae. The coding region runs from base 1 to 1269 and encodes 422 amino acids.
AUGGAAUCAUUCCUUCAUGCUAUUGUGUCAUCUCUUCCUGCAAACAGCUCAAAACUGGAGGAAUACAAGCAAGGUCAAGAGAAGGAUAGGAUAUGUGCACAGAUUAUUCGAUUUUGUCAGUCAGAAUGGCCAAACAAGUGUAACAUUUCGAAGGAAUUACAGCCAUACUGGACUGUUAGAGCAGAGCUAUCGUACAUUGAUAAUUUGUUGCUAUACAGAAAUCGAAUUGUGAUACCUAAAGGUUUGCAAGACAUAACUCUUCACAAAAUUCAUCAAGGUCACCAAGGAAUCAGUAAAUGUUACGAAAGAGUUGUGACAGCAGUCUGGUGGCCAGGAGUGAUCAAAGACAUGGAAGCCUUUAUUAAGUCUUGCCCUCAGUGCUCUCAAAGGACCCCACUGACCUGUGAGCCCCUCCUGCCAACCACAUUACCUAAUCAUCCUUGGGAAAGAGUAGCUGCUGAUCUGUGCCAACUAAAAGGGUCAGUUUAUCUAGUGGUGGCUGACUAUUAUUCUAGGUUUAUUGAAGUGAAGCAAAUGGCUUCAACCACAGCUACAAAGGUCAUAGAAGCUCUGAAGUCUAUAUUUUCUAGACAUGGAAUUCCAGAAGUACUCAUUUCAGAUAAUGGUCCUCAAUUUGCAAGCAGUGAAAUGCAGGAGUUCGCAGCUCAGUACAGAUUUACUCAUAUUACAAGCAGCCCACUCUACCCCCAAUCAAAUGGAUUAGCUGAGAGGUCAGUGAGGACUGUAAAGGGGCUGCUACAAGAUGCAGAGGAUCCUUACUUAGCUUUGUUAGCUUACAGAGCAACUCCUUUGCCAUGGUGUCAUUUUAGUCCUGCAGAGCUGCUAAUGGGGCGUAGAAUCAGAACAGAGGUACCACAGACGCAGGAGCAAUUCAAACCUAAAUGGCCUUACCUGGAGAAGUUUGAAAGAGCUGAGGAAAGACACAAGCUGAAGCAAAAACAGAAUUUUGAUAAGAGAAGAAGAGCUCGAUCUCUACCAGCAUUAGAAAUGGAUACUCUGGUAUGGGUCAAUUUUCAAAACCAUCAGGUACCUGGAACCGUGGCUGAUUCGGCUGAUACCCCCCGAUCUUACCACGUAAAUAUACCAACAGGUCAAGUGAGACGUAAUAGAAGGGACCUUAGACCUCGUCAAGACUGUGGUCGUGACGCAAUCGAGAGUGAACCUGAAGAUCCUCCCAGUGGUAUCAGGACCCGAUCACGUACAGGUACCAGUCUACGUCCUCCUGAUCGCCUCACAUAUUAUCAGUAG